UGCGACUUGGUUCCGCUAUCGCCGGAGGCCUUCCUGGACUGUCACCGAGGUCCCGCGGCGCCGGUGGGAGGAAGAGGCCGCCCUCGCUGUUUGUUGUCCUCGCUGCUUGUUGUCCUCGCUGCAGGCGGGAGGCGGGCUUCCUCUCGAAAGCCUACGGCUCCUGCGACCCCUCUUACCAGCGCCAUGGCAGUCCCAGGUUGCAACAAGGAUAGUGUCCGAGCCGGCUGUAAAAAAUGUGGCUAUCCUGGUCACCUGACAUUUGAAUGCCGUAAUUUUCUCCGAGUGGACCCCAAAAGGGAUAUAGUUUUGGAUGUGAGCAGCACAAGCAGUGAAGAGAGUGAUGAAGAGAAUGAAGAACUGAAUAAAUUGCAGGCAUUACAAGAAAAAAGUGACUCUUCUAAGAAGAAGAAAUAGAGCAGACCAUUCUGAGCCAGUCCGAGUCAUGUUUUGCUUAAUGGGUAGAAGAAACAAUUAUGUGAUCUUCAAAUGUGCUUUCUCAGUAUUCCAUAUGUAAUUUAUGUUUUUCUCCUAGACAGCUGCACCUUACUGAGGAUUUGCUUACCCUUUUUCAUUUAUAUCACCUGCCUUUACAAAAGAGACCACGAGAUACAGGGGCUUGGAGUUGUCUAUUAUCUCUAUGCAACUGUAUUAUUUUAUUUGUACCAAGCAGCUCUACUAAUAUCCGCCCUUUUAAUUUCCAUCCAGAACUCUGCUUCCAACAGCCCCUCUCCUCAGGCCUCCAUCCCUCCCUCCGCAACCCCGAGUGUCAGUGGAUGCUCAAAACCACAGGGUGGAUGUGUUUGAUCUUCCCAGAGCACCAAUUUUCUUCAGAUAUGAGAAGGAGAAGAUGUUAUUAUUAGAGUAAA
Leptonychotes weddellii (Weddell seal) is the source of this 866-nucleotide messenger RNA. Lineage: Eukaryota; Metazoa; Chordata; Mammalia; Carnivora; Phocidae. The record is from RefSeq and is a predicted model, not a curated record.